AUGGCAGCGGUGGUGGAUUUUGGCUAUGUGGCCGGCCACUUAGGGCUGUCCGAGUCGACGGUCUCGACGGCCACAACCGAUCCGACCCCCGAGCUCGUCGCGAGCCUUCUCGAAGCCGUCAUUGCGAAAGCGCGCGAGCAUGAUGAGUUAUAUGCCCAGAAGCUUCAGGUCGACAUCGAGCUCGAAAGCGCCCACCACAGCGCCGAAUCAAGAUGCCAGACUUUCAAGGCGACAGCCGACAAAGCACUGAAGGAUGUCGAGGAGAUUCGCCAAAAGCUCAAGGAGGAAGGUUCGUUCAUCCACGGAACUGCCAGAUGUGGGGUUAUAAAGAUUUGA
This is a messenger RNA of Colletotrichum phormii, 336 nucleotides long. RefSeq lists its product as uncharacterized. The transcript has a single exon. The record is from RefSeq and is a predicted model, not a curated record. NCBI's taxonomy places the organism in Eukaryota, Fungi, Ascomycota, Sordariomycetes, Glomerellales, Glomerellaceae. The coding region runs from base 1 to 336 and encodes 111 amino acids.